This is a messenger RNA of Podospora pseudocomata, 1884 nucleotides long. RefSeq names its product peptidylprolyl isomerase fpr3 (gene FPR3). NCBI's taxonomy places the organism in Eukaryota, Fungi, Ascomycota, Sordariomycetes, Sordariales, Podosporaceae. The transcript has 3 exons. Gene Ontology annotation, molecular function: peptidyl-prolyl cis-trans isomerase activity. The record is from RefSeq and is a predicted model, not a curated record. Gene Ontology annotation, cellular component: nucleolus; chromatin. Bases 484 to 1884 code for a protein of 466 amino acids.
CUCGAGAGAGUCUCGAUGUCAAAAGCUGAAAUAUGGACCCAAUUCCAUGCUCAGAAAGCACAGAUGAUGGCAGAAUUCACUCAGGAAGAUGGGAACAAAACACCUCCAGACAUCUGCUCACGAUAUUCACCCUGGCGCAUUGCUUCACUGUUGCGCCGCCGUUGGGUGGUGAAUGUUGCAGCUCAGUUCUGCCCCACCAGAUUGGCUGGGAAACCAGUGGAAACUAUCGGCCGAUAAGCCUUAUCGGAUGCUGAAGUGGAGCCGCCCAAACUUUUUUUGUGGAGCCAACCUUGAAUCGCUGCAGGUGGUUGCAAAGUGCUGGAUAUUUUUUUUCUGCUGCGAUUCCUGCACCUCUCUCUUCUUCUUCUCUGUACUCAACAUCACCAUCAUCACAUUGUCUGUCUGUUUUUUUUCAGCACAUUAAAUCGCAUCGCCAUUCCUUCUUUUAGUACAUACCAAGUAACAUCCUCUAACUCAGCCAACAUGCCUCUUCUUCCUGUCGCCGUCUAUGGCCAAGAUGUGCCUCCCGGACAGCUUGUCCCAGCCGAGAUCCAGUUCCCUGCGACCAUUCGCAUCACCAUGGCUGCUCUUGACCCUACCGCCGCCCCCGAGGCUGAUGAGGAGGGCAACAUCCCCGCCGUCCACCGCUCUACCCUGAAGAUCAUCAGAGUCGUCAACGACGACGAGGGCGAUGAUGAGGACGAGGACGAGUACCUCCAGAAGCUUCUCGGCGGCGGCGACGACGAGGAGUCUGACGAGGAGUCCGAUGAGGAGGCCAACGGCGGCCCCAGCGACCCCGCCAAGUCCAAGAAGGCGAAGCGCGCCGCUGCCAUCAAGAAGCUGAUGGAGGCUACCCAGGAGGAGUCCGAUGAGGAGAUGGAGGACGUCAAGCCCAACGGAAAGAAGGGCAAGGCCAAGGCCGAGGCCGAGGAGGAGAGCGAUGAGGAGAGCGACGAGGACGAUGAGGAGGAGGGUGAGCUUGAGGAGUUCGUUGUCUGCACUCUUGACACCGAGCGCACCUACCAGCAGCCCAUCGACCUUGUCAUUGGCGAGGGCGAGAGGGUCUUCUUCACCGUCACCGGUACCCACACUGUCUACGUCACUGGCAACUACGUGGUCACCGAGGACGAGGAGGACGAGGAGGACGAUGAGGAGUCCGAUGAGGACUACGACGACGACAUGCGCGCCGUCCUCGAGGGUGACUCCGAUGAUGACAUGAGCGAUGAGCUCGACGAGAUCGAUGGUGCUGAGCGCAUCAAGGAGAUCGACACCGACGAGGAGGAGGCUCCCAAGCUCGUCGAUACCAAGAAGAAGGGCAAGAAGAGAGCCGCUGAGGAGGAGGCCGAGGGCCUCGACGAGUUGAUCGCCAAGGACGAGAAGAAGAACAAGAAGCAGAAGAAGAACAAGAGCGAGGCUGCUACUACUGAGGCCAAGGAGUCUCCCUCCACCAAGGGUGAUAAGAAGGUCCAGUUCGCCAAGAACCUUGAGCAAGGCCCUACCGGCCCUGCUAAGGACAAGGCUGCUGAGAAGCCCGCCGAGAAGAAGGCUCUUGGUGUCAAGGUUGUCAACGGUGUCACCAUCGACGACCGCAAGGCUGGUACCGGCCGCACCGUGAAGAACGGCGACCGCGUUGGCAUGCGUUACAUUGGCAAGCUCCAGAACGGCAAGGUUUUUGAUUCCAACAAGAAGGGCGCGCCUUUCAGCUUCAAGAUUGGCAAGGGUGAGGUCAUCAAGGGCUGGGACAUUGGUAUUCUCGGCAUGGCCGUCGGUGGCGAGCGUCGGUUGACUAUUCCCGCCCACCUCGCCUACGGCAGCAAGUCCCUCCCCGGCAUCCCUGCCAACAGCACUCUCAUCUUCGAUGUCAAGCUCAUCGAGAUCAAGUAA